AUGCUCUACUAUAGUGGCGUGACUCAGCGAGUAGGCGAUGUGGAUUCUGGCAAUACCGUGACCGAUUUCCUUGAGCUUGAGCGGGAACGUGGAAUCACCAUCCAGUCAGCGGCAAUAACUUUUCCCUGGCCACUGCAACAGGAUUGCCCUCCUGGAACAGCCCCAAAAACCAUCAAUCUCAUUGAUACUCCUGGUCACCAGGAUUUCAGAUUUGAGGUUGAUCGAUGUUUACCAAUCCUUGAUGGAGCCGUCUGUAUCAUCGAUUCUGUCAAGGGCGUAGAAGCUCACACAGAACGAGUUUGGGCCUCUGCUCAGGAGUUCAAGAUUCCGCGGAUUGUUUAUUGCAACAAGUUGGACCGUGAGGGUGCCUCUUUCAGAAAAUCCGUCUUGGAAGUUGGCUCUCGACUCAAAGGAUGGCCAUUGGUCUGUCAAAUUCCCUGGUGGGAGAAAGAAGACUUUGUCGGUGUAAUAGAUGUCAUCGACGGUGUAGGGUAUCGGUGGAAGACCGAAAGACAAAAGAUUCGAUAUGAACCCGCCGAGCUCAAAGAGAUGCUGUCAACUUCAAACCAGCCGCUAUUAGCGGAGAUUCAAGUAGCACGCCAGCGUCUGAUUGAAGGUCUAGCGGAUUUUGACGAGGCCGUGAUGGAUGAAUUCUUGGCUGAAAACGAAAAUAUCCCUGCUUCAUUAAUAAAGCAGGCUAUAAGAAGAAGCAUUCAAAGCGGCGAUGGCCGCGUCAUACCUGUGUUCGCAGGCUCGAGCUUUCGUCAUAUUGGAGUUGAGCCGCUCAUGGAUGCCAUCGCAGACUAUCUCCCCAACCCAGCGGAACGGCCAGACGCGGAGGUUAGGGUCGGGAAUACGAAGAGCGAACUUCACGAAGCACUGAAAGGAAAAGGUAAAAAGACAGUCGAUACGAACGUUAGCUCAGUGGCAUCUGUCUUCAAAGUAUUUGACCACCCAAAGGAAGGCGUCAUCAGUUUUGUGAGAGUUUAUCAUGGAACUCUGACCCGCAAUGCUCCAAGCUUCAACACACAUAUGCUUAUACAGGAACGACCGAUGGGCAUCCUGCAAAUAUCUGCGUCCAAGACAGACGACAUUCAAGAACUUUCUGUUGGACAAAUCGGAGCCCUGAGAGGACUCAAGAAAGCCCGCACUGGAGAUACUUUGAUUACCAUGGCGAGUGGCAAAACUGUUCCAGAACAUUUACGACAUAUUCAAAUCAGACCUCCAGAGAUUCCACCACCGGUUGCCUUUCUGCAAGUUGACCCGUAUGGGAAUGUUGCAGCACAACAAUUAGAGGUCGCUCUGGAGAGUGCGUCUCGGGAAGACCCAAGCCUUCGGUGGAGUAGGAAUCCAAAGACUGACCAAUUUACCAUCCAGGGUAUGGGUAAGCUUCAUCUGGAUGUAUCACUCUACAACAUGAGACAAAAGCACAAGAUCGAUGCCGAGUUUGGCCCUAUCGAGGUCGACUACAAGGAAUGCGUUACCACUAUGACUUCUCCUCAGCAUGCAGUUUUUGACCGUCCGGUAGCGGGCAAAUCAGGCAAGGUUACCUGCACAGCUACUCUCAGACCUAUAGAAACUGGGGAGCAGGAAGAUUUGAUGGAGACCGGCCUUGAAAAGGACGGCAACAUUGUCCAGAUACACAUUCCCAUGGAGGGCGAAGCCACUGCCGUACUUGUUGAUGAGGAUGAGGCACGCCAACAGCUUUUCAACGGAGCUAUAGCUGGCUUGGCCAGAGGGCCUCGCCGUGCGUCGCCGAUACAUGGCUGUCAUGUUCACAUCACUCUUGAUACAUCUCGUGAUGCGCUAGAAUCGCCAACUGGAGGCCAUUUCAGUGGUGCGGCUAAAAUUGCCGUACAAGCAGCUCUUAGAGAUGCGUUCGACAAGAGCCAGAUUGGCAUUUUAGAGCCCAUCAUGUUGACGCACAUUACAUGCCCUGAAGCGGCCGCUGGAACGGUCCAGCAUGACAUAACAGCGGGUGCGGGCGGCCAUGUCCUCGAAGUCAAUGAUCGUUCUGCAGAGUCUUCUAGCGAGGAACUGAUUGAUGUCUCUAAGAUCUACGCGCCACCUGACCCCUACGACUCGAUCACUUCGCUGAGAGGCAAAAAGUCCACUGCUCGGAUGGUUGAAAUCAUAGCAAAAGUGCCCUACAAGGAGAUGCUGAAUUAUGACGAGCAUCUGCGAAGCAAAACCGCAGGCCGGCAUUCUAUGACCAUGUCAUUUGAUUCUUUCGCAAGAGUAGUUGGCCAUCGAGAAAAGGAUAUCUGA
Trichoderma virens Gv29-8 is the source of this 2268-nucleotide messenger RNA. RefSeq lists its product as uncharacterized. The transcript is spliced from 2 exons. Bases 1 to 2268 code for a protein of 755 amino acids. Gene Ontology annotation, biological process: mitochondrial translation; ribosome disassembly. Gene Ontology annotation, molecular function: GTP binding; GTPase activity. Gene Ontology annotation, cellular component: mitochondrion. The record is from RefSeq and is a predicted model, not a curated record. NCBI's taxonomy places the organism in Eukaryota, Fungi, Ascomycota, Sordariomycetes, Hypocreales, Hypocreaceae.